AUGUCGCGCAGAGACGGUGGGCGAUGGCCUAUCAUAGCAUAUCGAGCAGAUGAGCCACUGCCAAGCCUUCAAGAACUUUACAAGAAAGGAGAACAAACGGUCGAGGUUGUAAUAGCGCCUGAGCACAUGACUAAGGACAACAAACGAGUCAAAGCUCGACAAAUAUGGGGGGACACGGUAUACACCGCAGAUUCGGACCUGGUAGCAGUUCUGAUGCACUUGGGAUUCUACGCACAUUAUCUCUCGCACCCGCCAAACACGGUUGCGGAAUUCCGGGCGCUGCUGAAGCUGUUGCCGCCCCAGGAGAAGUACAACUCCCGGGCACGGUUUGUAAAGUCACGGCUCUGGUGCUCCCCAGGCGAUGGUUGCUCGUACCAGGUGGAGCGGUGCUGGUUGACGACCCGCAGCGGGGCCACCAUUGACUUGCAACCCUGCGUGGAUGAGGUGCCAGCGCCGUACCCCACCGUACAGCCCAUGGUGUCGGACCGGCAGAUCACCACGCGCACGACGGGCGCCAAGAGCAAGUACGUGUUGGGGCCCGCGAUCAGCCAGGAGGUAUCCAUUCAGUUCAAUUUGUGCAACGAGCCGUGGCUCAAGUACACGCUGUCCGCCAUAGCGGAUAAGGGCAUGAAGCACCCGGGGUGGACCAGCGCCCGGCUGCGUAGCGAGGUGCUGUUCUUGGAAACGAACAGUGAGCGCUACCAGUUGUGCUGCGUCUCCACGAGUGAUGACCCAAAGGGCAAGGAUCUUUUCACCUUUGCGCGGUGUAAAGCUCCGCUUCCCGUCAGCUUGCUUCAAAAGACGGGCGUCCCCCAGCCCGCAGAGCUGGUGGAGGUCGUGGAGAAGGAUGUCGAUUGGGAGGACUUCCAGUGGGGCGUCUCGUCGCUGCACCUGCGCGGCAAGGAGUUUGCGCUCCGACGGAUGCACUUCAUGCCCAACACACGGGGCACGGACAUGGAGCUGUGAGCAGGAGGAGGAGGAGGAGGAGCUUGAGCAUCAUCGCCGCCUGAUGCUCCAGUAGGGCACUGCAGCAUGGCUGGGGGUCGUGACAACCUCAGCCUCCGUAGGUGCAGGCUGCUGGUGGCGCUGUGCCAGCAGGCACAACGGCGGCAUGUCAUGUCGUGUCGUGUCUCAGCUGGAGCCACACCUUGCCUGACAAGACUGCACAUCCCGCUUAUGAAUUGGCUGGAAAAAUCCAUUUAGUUGGUGUGAAUUUCGCGCGCUUUGGGCCGUGUAAUGGGGGCUGGAUUAAGAGCUGAGCUGCUGUUAUUGGCAAGUUAGCUGAGUAUAUUCGUGCACAUGCUCAAGCUAAAUCACCACCUGGUGUUGCUGCGGCUUUGGCCCCGUAAUGGCCGGAUGUGCGUGGUAAGGGAUGGGAUGGGAUGGGCAACGGGCGAAGCUUGGCUUUCACCGGACACUGACCGCCGGCGCCUUACCACGAGCUUACACAACCAACCACAUACCAAACAGCUUGCCCGGUACCAGCGUUUUUAUCCUUACCGGUUUGCAUUUGGUUUGUGCUUACCACGAGCUUACAUGCAGAUUUAAGCAGAACUAGCGCUUAGGCUUAAGGACUUCACUUCUCCGUUGACGUUUGACGAUGCUCAGAUGCUACGUACAAAGCUUACUUGACAAAUACUUGAUCGAGAUAGGCUGAGUUUUGCACUUGACGAGCAGUUGAUGGUGUGGCGAGUCCAUCCUGUAGUUGUGCAUAAUUUUCAAAAGCCUUACGUGAUACCGAACAGUGUGAACGUGCAUGACAAUGUGUGACGGUGGUCGAAGCACAACUCUGGUCGAAGCACUGACGGCACUGUUGGGGUAGCCGGAGGGUCGGGGGAUUGGGGGUGACCGGGGGUAUAACACCGAGAGGGAGGCGUAACAGCGAUUGACUGCUUUUCGCACUCAGCGGACGGAUGCCCUUAAUUGGUGAAGUGGCGACGCUUGAUGCGUGGCGUGCUGCUAACUGAGUUGCGCAGUGCAAGAGACUUGCAUGCGGUCUGUCUUUUUACCAACAGGGCAAUUUCGGCUAAGCACUAUUGCAUGUGCUUCAUUUUGGCUGCCUUCCGUUAGCUGUUUGCAAGGCGUGUACUGCUUCCCUGGUCAACGGGGGCCCGCCCUUGCCCUAAGGGGAGCAAGUGCAACAUGUAGCAGAGAAGUCGCGGAUGCAAAUGAUAACCCCGCGUCACUGCCAAGAAAUCCAACGUGGUUCACCAUGUGGACUUUCUGAACCAUACCCGUAAACUCCUAAGGUAUACGUGUUGCGAAC
Volvox carteri f. nagariensis is the source of this 2266-nucleotide messenger RNA. RefSeq lists its product as uncharacterized. The transcript has 9 exons. NCBI's taxonomy places the organism in Eukaryota, Viridiplantae, Chlorophyta, Chlorophyceae, Chlamydomonadales, Volvocaceae. The record is from RefSeq and is a predicted model, not a curated record. Bases 1 to 966 code for a protein of 321 amino acids.